Hypanus sabinus (Atlantic stingray) is the source of this 2743-nucleotide messenger RNA. RefSeq names its product BRMS1 like transcriptional repressor a (gene brms1la). Gene Ontology annotation, molecular function: histone deacetylase binding. Gene Ontology annotation, biological process: negative regulation of transcription by RNA polymerase II. Gene Ontology annotation, cellular component: Sin3-type complex. The transcript has 10 exons. The coding region runs from base 136 to 1107 and encodes 323 amino acids. The record is from RefSeq and is a predicted model, not a curated record. Lineage: Eukaryota; Metazoa; Chordata; Chondrichthyes; Myliobatiformes; Dasyatidae.
UCUGCCGCCCCUUCCGUUAUUAUCGAACCGGAGAAAAAUGUGAUUUUGCGGCGUUGAGAACGUUCCAUAUAAUUAAACUGAACGGCGGUAUUUGUAUUUUGAUUCAUCAUUACUAAUUUUUAAUUUGCCGCCAAUAUGCCUGUUCAUUCUCGAGAUAAGAAAGAAAGCAAUCACGAUGAUAUGGACGUCGACUACCCGGAGAAUGAAGGCAGCAGUUCCGAUGAUGAGGACUCGGAGAGCUCUUCUGUGUCAGAGGAUGGGGACAGUUCAGAAAUGGACGAUGAAGAUUGUGAAAGGAGAAGGACAGAGUGCUUAGAUGAAAUGUCCAAUUUGGAGAAACAGUUUACAGAUCUAAAAGAACAGUUAUACAGGGAAAGAUUAAGCCAAGUAGAAGCGAAGCUUGAAGAAGUUAUAGCAGGAAAGGCUCCUGAAUAUUUGGAACCAUUAGCGGCCUUGCAAGAGAAUAUGCAAAUUCGAACAAAAGUUGCAGGUAUCUAUAGGGAGCUCUGUUUAAAAACUGUAAAGAACCAAUAUGAAUGUGAGGUACAGGCUGCAUUCCAACACUGGGAGAGUGAGAAGUUGCUUCUAUAUGAUACUGUACAGAGUGAACUGGAGGAGAGAAUACGGAGACUUGAAGAAGAUAGGCACAGCAUUGAUAUCACAUCAGAGUUAUGGAAUGAUGAACUACAAUCCAGAAAAAACAAGAGGAAAGAUCCAUUUAGUCCAGACAAAAAGAAAAAGCCUGUAGUUGUCUCUGGUCCUUAUGUAGUUUACAUGUUACAAGACCUUGAUAUUCUUGAAGACUGGACAACAAUUAGGAAAGCAAUGGCAACACUUGGGCCACACAGAGUAAAGACAGAUGCAUCCACCAAGACAGAGAAACAGCUUCACAGUGCCAGAUCAGAAGAUGGCAGGUUAUUUUAUGAUGGGGAAUGGUACAGCCGUGGGCAGACUAUAUGUAUUGACAAGAAAGAUGAAUAUCCUAUAAGUGCCACAAUAACAACCAUCAACAAUGAUGAAGUUUGGUUUAAGAGAAUUGACAGCAGCAAGUCAAAACUUUACAUUUCUCAGCUGCAAAAAGGAAAAUACACCAUCAAACAUAUGUAGCUUCAUAAUUUUUGUGUCAGAUAUUUUUUUUAAAUGAGCUUUUUUUAUAUGUACAACAAUGAAGGUGCUUUGACAUCAAAGUUAUUGAUAAUGAAAUACAGUUAAUUCAAUUUAUUGAAAUAUUUGGCUAUUAAAUGUGUUUAGUCGUAACUGGCAAGGAAAAGUUACUUGAAUGAAAAUACUUUAUAUAAUGUCACUUUACUGGUUUACUAUUUUUCAUUGUGCAUUUUCUACUUUACUCAUUAUGAAAACUAUGAUAUUUUUUGUUUAUGAACUGUAUACUGUUGAAAUCUAUUCCUCCCCUUUGCCAUUUGGUUCAAAUGAGUGGAUGGACUUUGCCAAUUUUGUGACGUCUGCCUCGAGGUGCUUGAUUCAAGCCAUGCCUAAGACACAUAAACUGCCCAAACAAUGGACAUGCACAUUGACUUCUUAAAUUUGGGAGAAUCAACCAGCAUAUAGUUUGACAUUGUGUUUCCUGACACUAUAUUCUGUGAGCUUCUGACACCAUCAUAUUCAACUAAUUGUGGUAUCCAAUGCUACCAGGUAAAAUAUCUGCUAUUCUUCAAAAUGUUUCCAUUUUGUAAUCCAUUAUCUUGGUGGCCAUUGUGGUUGUUUCUGUGGAAUGGAGCAAAAUAUUAUAUACCUAGAAUAAAUUUGAAAAUGCUGCAAUAUUGACAGUAGACCUAAAGUAUAGAAUGUUUAAAAGAAAAUUAGUCAUUUCACUUUCACAUCUGAAUCUUGAGCUUUGCAAAUGUAAAUACAAGUGGGUCAUUUGGUUGUCACCUGAACAUGCAGACUUUAAAUAAUUGAAUUAUUUAGAUUAUUGUAAUGAUUUUUGACAUAAGCACUUUUGCUAAUGCUAACCUUGGUUGAUUGCAUUAUGUUUUUAAACAGGUGAUGCAAUUACACUUAUGGACUCUAAUUUUAUGAAACUAGACUGAACUUGUUGCCUUCUGUUUUGUAUAAAGGCAGUGAAAUUGAGUAAAAUGCUUAUUUUGGAAUGUGGUUUCAUAUAAACAGUGAUUUUAGUUAAAUGAAUAAUUGGUAUGUAAUGUUAGAAGUUUUGUAAUUUUUGCUAGAUGGUGCAUUCUAGAACAUCUGGUGAAUUUAGAAAGGCUCUUUACAGAUGUAAUGUGUCGAGCACAGUGUGAAUAUUGGAAUAGAGCAAUUUAUGAUAUGGCCUAUUUCAAUUAUUCUCUCAGUCCAUACAGUAUAUCAUACAUUUAACAAAUUAUGUUUCAUACCAAGAUAACUACUGAUUAGGUAACAAAGUCUUGUCUUUAUAAAUAUAUCAUGGCUUCUAAUGAAUGUUACCUUUUUUUUUUGGAUACGUCUUUGAAUAAAACGAACACAGAGUUAUAUUAGCCAAAUACAAAUCACUCUUGAAUAGUCAAUAUAGCCAUUUCAUUUUCAUUUAGGCAGGGUGUUGGCUUGCUGGUUUGAGAAGCACCUGGUUUUGAUUCUAUGUAAUAUUGUAUCAUGAAUUUACAAUUUGUAUACAUUCCUUGGUUCGUGUGCCUGUUGAGAUAGCAAUUAUUUUGCAUGAAGAUUCUUUUCUAAUUUGCAAAUGAUCAUGAACAGACGUUUUGUUAUAAACUAUGUGAAUCAUACCAAUAAAAGCAUUUUUCAGAUUGUC